GAGAUUGAUGAAAUUUUGACCUUAGUUCUAAAUGAUUAUUAUUCUCACUGACUUUAAGUAUCAGCUGCGAUCAUACCCUUUCCUGUGGAACUGAAGUGUAUUAUAAAAGUUUUUUCUUUUUGUAAAGAAUGUCUCGUGCCGUGUUUGCUAGACUGAAAGUUUCCUCAUCACAUGGUGAGACCCUCCUCUAAUUCAAUCUUUGUCUUUUGUCUUUGCUGCCUUGCAGGGUUGGUACAGUAGGCUUCACUAGACUUAGCUGCAACUCAGAAUUUCUCCUCCAGCACCUGAGUAAAUGCUGAUGGUCUUGUGGAGAGUGGAUUAAGAGUACGAGCUAAGUUCUCAAUUCCAAUUAAGAAGCGGAAAAUUUAAACUGUCUCCUUCAAAGUUUAUCACAACCACCACCAUCAAGACAGCAAACCAAAGGACAAAGACUUUGACCUGCUGUGUUGCUCUGUGUAGUCCAGUUCACGUACGGUUUACAGACUUGGCUGGGGUUACUAAAAAUAAUAAAAAGUUGGACACUUCUGUCACUGGACGCUUUUAUUCACAAGUUACCAGAAUGAGGGCUGUACUGGAGACAGCAGACAUUGCCAUAGUGGCCCUGUAUUUUGUCCUGGUCAUGUGCAUUGGUUUUUUUGCCAUGUGGAAAUCUAAUAGAAGCACCGUGAGCGGAUACUUCCUGGCGGGGCGCUCUAUGACCUGGGUAGCAAUUGGUGCCUCUCUGUUUGUGAGCAAUAUUGGGAGUGAGCACUUCAUUGGGCUGGCAGGAUCUGGAGCUGCAAGUGGAUUUGCAGUGGGCGCAUGGGAAUUCAAUGCCUUACUGCUUUUGCAACUUCUGGGAUGGGUUUUUAUCCCGAUUUACAUCCGGUCAGGGGUAUAUACCAUGCCUGAAUACUUGUCCAAGCGAUUUGGUGGCCAUAGGAUUCAGGUCUAUUUUGCCGCCUUGUCUCUGAUUCUCUAUAUUUUCACCAAGCUCUCAGUGGAUCUGUAUUCGGGUGCCCUCUUUAUCCAGGAGUCUUUGGGUUGGAAUCUUUAUGUGUCUGUUAUCCUGCUCAUUGGCAUGACUGCUUUGCUGACUGUCACCGGAGGCCUUGUUGCAGUGAUCUACACAGACACUCUACAGGCUCUGCUCAUGAUCGUUGGGGCACUUACACUUAUGAUUAUUAGCAUUACGGAGAUCGGUGGGUUUGAGGAAGUUAAGAGAAGGUACAUGUUGGCUUCACCCAAUGUCACUUCCAUCUUGCUGACAUACAACCUUUCCAACACAAAUUCUUGUAACGUCCAUCCUAAGAAAGACGCCCUGAAAAUGCUGCGGAAUCCAACAGAUGAAGAUGUUCCUUGGCCUGGAUUCAUUCUUGGGCAGACCCCAGCCUCAGUGUGGUACUGGUGUGCUGACCAAGUCAUCGUGCAGAGGGUUCUAGCUGCCAAAAACAUUGCUCAUGCCAAAGGCUCUACUCUUAUGGCUGGCUUCUUGAAGCUUCUGCCAAUGUUUAUCAUAGUUGUCCCAGGAAUGAUUUCCAGGAUACUGUUUGCUGAUGACAUAGCUUGCAUCAACCCAGAGCACUGCAUGCAAGUGUGUGGAAGCAGAGCUGGGUGCUCCAAUAUUGCUUACCCACGCCUGGUGAUGAAGUUGGUUCCUGUGGGCCUUCGGGGCUUAAUGAUGGCAGUGAUGAUUGCAGCUCUGAUGAGUGACUUGGACUCUAUCUUUAACAGUGCCAGUACCAUAUUCACCCUCGAUGUGUACAAACUCAUCCGCAAGAGUGCAAGCUCCCGGGAACUAAUGAUUGUGGGGAGGAUAUUUGUGGCUUUUAUGGUGGUGAUCAGCAUAGCAUGGGUGCCAAUCAUCGUGGAGAUGCAAGGAGGCCAGAUGUACCUUUACAUUCAGGAGGUAGCUGAUUACCUGACACCCCCAGUGGCGGCCCUGUUUCUUCUGGCAAUUUUCUGGAAACGCUGCAAUGAACAAGGGGCUUUCUAUGGUGGAAUGGCUGGCUUUGCUCUUGGAGCAGUUCGUUUGAUACUGGCCUUUGCCUACCGUGCCCCAGAGUGUGAUCAACCUGACAACAGGCCAGGCUUCAUCAAAGACAUCCAUUAUAUGUAUGUGGCCACAGCGUUGUUUUGGGUCACAGGACUUAUUACUGUCAUUGUGAGCCUUCUUACACCACCUCCCACAAAGGAACAGAUUCGUACCACCACCUUUUGGUCUAAGAAGAGCCUAGUGGUGAAAGAGAGCUGCUCUCCAAAAGAUGAACCAUACAAAAUGCAAGAGAAAAGCAUUCUGAGAUGCAAUGAGAAUAGUGAGGCCAUCAACCACAGCAUUCCCAAUGGGAAAUCUGAAGAUAGCAUUAAGGGUCUACAGCCUGAAGAUGUUAAUCUGUUGGUGACUUGCAGAGAGGAGGGCAACCCAGUGGCUUCCCUAGGUCAUUCGGAGGCAGAAACACCAGUAGACGCUUAUUCCAAUGGGCAAGCAGCUCUCAUGGGUGAGAAAGAGAGAAAGAAAGAAACAGAGGAUGGAAGUCGGUACUGGAAGUUCAUAGACUGGUUUUGUGGCUUUAAAAGUAAGAACCUCAGCAAGAGGAGUCUCAGAGACCUGAUGGAGGAGGAGGCUGUUUGUUUACAGAUGUUGGAAGAGACCCCACGAGUUAAACUAAUACUAAAUAUUGGACUUUUUGCUGUGUGUUCACUUGGAAUUUUCAUGUUUGUUUAUUUCUCCUUAUGAACUUAAGGAUAUGGUAUUUCUUGGUGGAUUUUUAUGCACCAACAACAACUGUUGAAAGUAUGAUGGA
Messenger RNA from Carlito syrichta (Philippine tarsier), 2783 nucleotides. It is a transcript of the gene SLC5A3, whose product is annotated as solute carrier family 5 member 3. Gene Ontology annotation, molecular function: D-glucose:sodium symporter activity. Gene Ontology annotation, biological process: myo-inositol transport; inositol metabolic process; transmembrane transport. The record is from RefSeq and is a predicted model, not a curated record. The transcript is spliced from 2 exons. Bases 560 to 2716 code for a protein of 718 amino acids. Gene Ontology annotation, cellular component: plasma membrane. Lineage: Eukaryota; Metazoa; Chordata; Mammalia; Primates; Tarsiidae.